Anneissia japonica is the source of this 2749-nucleotide messenger RNA. RefSeq lists its product as uncharacterized. Lineage: Eukaryota; Metazoa; Echinodermata; Crinoidea; Comatulida; Comatulidae. The record is from RefSeq and is a predicted model, not a curated record. The transcript is spliced from 3 exons. The coding region runs from base 732 to 2711 and encodes 659 amino acids.
AGCAGAAUCUUAUUGCAUGAUUUAAAAAGUUGGUGUGCAUGUAUGCAUAGGUAUAAAAUAACGGACUUUCAUGGUGACUACCAUCCUCCACAAAACAAGACAUCUGUCGACGAAACAUCAAUCACAACAUAAAAAAAAAUGUCGGCGAAAUGUCUGUCGGCGGAUUGGUUGUCGGCAGAUUGGCUGACGGCGAAACGUCCAGUCGGCGAAAUUCGGUGUCGGCAAAUUCGGACGUCAGUGAAGGUUUUUUUCGGUCAACUGUCUGUCGGCUAAGUUCUCGGCAAACUGGCAUUGGGCGAAAUGUCCUAAUUUAUAUUUUACCAUAGGCCUACUGUUCCGUACCACACAAAACCCGAAUAUUUUUAUGUUAGUAACAUCACAAUGCUUGUAUAUUUUAUUACCUAUAAUCCAUUCACUUAUUACAGAUUAUGAUUCAGCGAUGUUUCAAUUACUAUUCCCUUAUUUACAAAUUUAAUCAUGUUCACAGUUCAGCAUUAUAAUCAAUGCCAUUGUCAGAACAGAAUGUCAGCAACGACGUCGUUGGUAAACCAUAACAAAAGCACGUGGUCGUUGCCAAUGUUUCUAAUUCAGAGUCGGGGCCCAGCAAAGCAUUAUGGGCGAUGACAGCUGUGGGACUGAAUGAAUGAAUGAAUGGAGCCUGAAGUUGGUUUUCUCGGUAGUGGAAAGAUAGGAGCGGAAUAAGAAAUUCAACUUUCUUCCCAUUUUGCAAAAUGGCUUCGAAGGCCGGGAGAAAUACAGCGUUUCAGUCGCUGGCUGCUGUGUCUACAAGGACAGCUGCAGUUUGCUAUGUCUGCGGGGCUCAGAGUGCCGAAUGCCGACUGCGAGUUAGACCACACGGGAAAGAGUCUUUCUUUCCAUUCUUGGAAUAUCAUGAAGCUCCAACAGGAGUAACAAUCAACAAAGAUGGUACUGUGGAUGCUUGCAGGGUGUGCUAUGCUUUCCUGCUGCAGCAGUGGUAUGCUUUUGAGAAAUCGCGAACACCAAUUGUCAAGAGGUUGUAUUGGUUAAAACGUCUUGAGAGCUGUGGAUCACCUGGUAACAACCGUCCAGACCCCCAAAUGCAGGUGAGUCCGCAAAUGCGUGAAGAAAUGUAUAAAUUAAACAUUCGUGACCCAGCUUAUGUAGAUGAACACUUUGAUACACCAGAUUUACUUGCGAAAACAGAUUUCAUUGACAAGAAACGCGAGGAUUUCGACGCUCCAAUUGAUGUACCGAAAUUCAGUAUUUGUUAUUGUUGCAGUCAGACAACUCCACAUAAUUCUGUUUGCGUGGUGCACACAAGUCAUUGGUCAAAGUCCGAGUCGCCAUAUUUCCCUUGCAUCCUAGGUCACACACCUCCAACAGGAGCUAGACCGGUGGAUAAUCUUGGGCGGGUUCUCAUGUGUGAACCCUGCGCUAACUACCUUUUGCAACAAUGGCAAGCAUUUGAAUUGAAUAAUAUGCCGUUGCACAAACGGAAGUAUCGGUUACGAUCGGCUCAGGAGAAAACAUUUGAGGGAUCUUCAAGCAUAACUAAAAUUGUCUGUCUUACUUGUGGUAUGAAAACAGCUGUUAGUAGCCUGCAGUUGGUGCACUCGCGUGGUAACCUCAAUAAGGAACCGUUUUAUCCAUGUUUAGAAAAAUGUACCCCUCCCAAAGGGGCGUUCCCUCUAUCUAAAGAUGGCAUUGCCAAAAUUUGCAGUUCUUGUGCUACAUCCCUUUAUGAGCAAUGGAAUGCCCAUGAAGUUACUCAGACACCUCUUAAAAAGCGUAUUUACCAUGUCAACAAUAAGCCAGUUGGAUAUACCUUUUCACCAGAUUUAAAGAAUAAAAACUCGCGUCAGAAAAUUGAUGAAUCUACCAAUCAAGAAGUAUGUUAUAUUUGUAGCAAAUCAACAUUGCAGAGUUCUGUCCAUUCAGUUUAUACUUGCGCUCCUAAGGAUAGUACGCAUACAGUGCCGUAUUUCCCCUUUAUAAAAAGCUUUGAAUGCCCGUCUAAGGCAAAGCCUAUCGAUAGUUCUGGAAGAGUUCGCGUCUGUGAGGAUUGCAAUGGCCAGUUAAAAGCAAAGUGGGUGAAAGCCGGGAGAAAUGGUUUUGAAAAGGAAUUUAAACCGAUACAAGAAAAUGGAAGUGUGGAGUGUGCCAGUGGUAGUAAACCAGCAUCUGGUCAAAAUAUAAUCGGCAAGUGUUUCAUUUGUGGUUCUAAAGAAGACGCAUCCGAGUUGAAUGACCUUCAGUGUUAUCCAUCGAAUGAGGAAGAGGGCGUUCCCUUUUUUCCGUUUCUGUCGAAUCCAAAAGCUAGCUACAAUUCCGAAUUUACCCCAACCAACGGCAUAGUCCGAGCGUGCACUUUCUGCUACGUCAAUAUGGUCAUUCAAUGGGAUGAUUACGAACAUUCCGAUUCGCUGAUGGAUCAUAAUCGUUGGCUUCGGCCGUAUCAUAUGAGGAGGUUUACUUGUUUCACUUGCAGUAAGGCUGCUGACAUUAGCAAUAGAAAGCUGUUGAAUAUAGCUCAGUUUAAUGGCCUUCUUGCAUUGAACAAGCCUUUUGGGGCUAUUUUGAUGGAGGAUCGUCAGGUUGCAGUUGUCUGCAACUCCUGCGAUAAAUCUCUGCGUGAACAGAAAAAAGCUUUUGUGGAUAUGUGUAUACCUGAAAGUGAGCAACACUUCAAACUGGACCAAGCAGAGGUAUGGUUUUCUUUUUACAUAUAAUGUACAUUAUUUAUGUGAAUAAAUGCCCGAUUGUUUAG